AUGGUAAUAGGCUAUUUAACGGUAGCAGGCGACUACCACAUUUUUCGGUUUAGUCCCAGAGGAGAAGAAGUUGUACUGCGAUUUUUUAAAAGAAUUGGGUGUGUUGACCCACUUACAAUUCCCCUAUCAGUGUAUAAAAGUGAAAAAAAAGUGAAAGAAGUGCUUCCUCCAAUAAAAAAUAAACAUUUAGUUCUAUAUUUAGUUAUUGAACGGAAUGGCAGUGAUGGUGAGAAGUUUGAGGCAUACAAAAAUCUAAACGGUUCUCCCCAAUAUGUAGAUAACACUUUUGCCGAUAAACUUCUUGCCUUUCCACUUACCAAUGACAUUGUGAUCAUUCGCAGUCAUAUAACUCACUCACAAUCUCUAGGAAUUAACCCAACAACACCGUGGGCUGCAAUACAUUCUGAUGGAAAAGUUAAAGUUGCAUAUUGUGACUGUGCUGCUGGGCUUGGGAGAGUCUGCAUUCAUGUUAGUGCAUUGCUGCAACUUGCUGUUGCUGAGCAUGAACUCCCCAGUCGUAGAACUGAAACUGCUUGGAAUGCUGAUGAAGAUCAAGUAGCACCAACAUCUAAAGCUUGCGAGUGGAACAAACCAGGCAAAGGACCUGUCACUGUUGGAAAAGUUGCAGAUUUAUCUGUCAUAAAAAAAAGGAAACACGUCAAUGUGGUAAUUGAUAAUCCUCCAGUUACUGCAGAAGAGUCCAAUCAAUUGUUUUCAGAGCUUGCAGAGCUACCUUUUUGUGACUAAACUGUAGAAACACCACAAAUACAACACACUCUUGUAUUUC
Messenger RNA from Daphnia magna, 787 nucleotides. RefSeq lists its product as uncharacterized. The transcript has 4 exons. The record is from RefSeq and is a predicted model, not a curated record. The coding region runs from base 1 to 747 and encodes 248 amino acids. NCBI's taxonomy places the organism in Eukaryota, Metazoa, Arthropoda, Branchiopoda, Diplostraca, Daphniidae.